This is a messenger RNA of Diaporthe citri, 4692 nucleotides long. RefSeq lists its product as uncharacterized. Gene Ontology annotation, molecular function: guanyl-nucleotide exchange factor activity. The transcript has 2 exons. Lineage: Eukaryota; Fungi; Ascomycota; Sordariomycetes; Diaporthales; Diaporthaceae. Bases 1 to 4692 code for a protein of 1563 amino acids. The record is from RefSeq and is a predicted model, not a curated record.
AUGGUUCGAGUCACCGAUGAGCUGGCCCUGACGCCAGGGAAUGUCACUCUUUACUACGCCUACGACCCUCUGCUGGGAGACCUUCCUUUCUGUAUAUUUCACGGCCCAUCCACCACCGCCAACUACACCCACAACUCCUCGCGCAUCCAGAUACAUGUCUUCAGUCCCGCUGGCCUGCAGUCCUAUCCGCGCAUAACCAUCUCCCCGAGCUCUCCUUUCUACGGCGUGGUCAGCCACUUGCCCCGCGAGUUCCAAGGCGACGAGAUAUGGAGGGGUCUCGCCUUUGGCCUCUUCAAGUACUUCACCGAGCUGCCCGAGGCCGUCAAGACUCACCUGAGGAAGCAGUACCCGGGCACCAAAGGCCAACGUCCCGGCUCGGCCCCUGCCUUGUUCGGCGAACAACAUGCAGCUAAUCUUGCCCAGGACAUGACCAAGUCCGACAACACAAAAGAGGUGAUAAAUGCUCUGCAGUCAGCGCUGCAGACCCAACACAUCAGCAAUGUCGACAUUGACCUCGUCUUGCCACCUGGCUCCAUCGUUCCACUCAACAACGCCGAGCUGGAGGAGGUGCCCGAGGACGAGGACGACUUGAUAGACCCGACCCUUCGCCAGUAUGGCAGCUACACGCCACUGGUCAGACUCCUGGGGGAGCCUGUGUUCCUGCCGACGUCCAGGUUGAGGAGAGCCCCGUCUAAACCGACCUCGCUGAAUAGGGGCAAGUCUUUCUCCAAAGACCAGAAGGAAGACCUCCGCAUGAAACUGGUCGAGCUUGUCGAGACAGAAGAGCGCUACGUCGCAAAAUUGAAUGAGCUUGUCAAGCACAUUGCCGAUGACUUUCGCCAGACCGCCAAGAGCCGCCCACCUGGCAGCCUCAGCCCGACUGAAGAGGAUGUGGACAAGCUCUUCCCCAAGUCAUCCGACUCUAUCUUGCAACUCAACACUGCGUUCAUGCAGGAGCUUCGCAGGGUCAUGGACGAGACGGAGGAAGACGCUACGAGGGACUUGCAAUCAUCUCAUGGGAGUGUUACCCGGGUAGGCGGCUCAACGAGGACAAAAGACCCCAGCGGUGCUCUGGCCGUUGCCAGGCUCUUCGUCGAGUGGUUCCCAAAAUUCACCGAGAGCUAUCAAGAUUAUAUCCGCGCGAGCCAGAACUUCCCGCAGCUGCUGAACAGCUUCCUGGAUAAGCAGUCCAGCUUCCGACAGAGGGUCGCUCAAAAAGGAGAACAGACAGUUCGCUCCAUCUUAAUCGAGCCCGUGCAACGCUUGCCUCGGUACAGCCUUCUCAUCGACCAGAUUGUGGGCUGCAUACCCAUAACACAUCCUGCCCUGCAACUUAUGCUGAAGGCGAGGGACAUCAUCACCAACAUCUGCUCCAUGGACGAACCCCUAAUAGACAAGCCGCACGUGGCGAACCGCCUCCGAAACAUGGUCGAAAGCUGGCCACUUGACCUGGAACCACAAGGUCGCCUAAUUACAGCUAUCGACUUCGCCGAGCUUGCGCCACCUUUCAACGCCGACUCGCCACAGCUCGGCGCACACGAUAUAGGCGGCAUUCUCCUGCUCUUCUCCGAUUGUGUCGCUUUGGUUACCAAGUCGUCCACCUCCAGCCCGACUGGUAAAGAGCUCAUCCGAGAGAUCGAUAAGCCCUCUGCGGCUGGACUCCUCGCCUCCAUGACUAAUGCGGCAGGUGGUCAAGGCUCUUACGAGCUUGCGUUCAUGGGGUGGCACAAUCUCGCCGAUGUUCGAUUUACAGAGUCAGAAGAUGGUCGGCUGUUGUGGAUGACAUCCACGCAAGAGAUGAAGUCAGCCCGCACCGGCGAAGGGGCUAGCAAGGCCAUAACCUCGCGCUGUUUCAUGCUCCAUGAGGCCUUCGAGGGUAAGGCUGGCAGAUUGAGCGAAGAAAUCGUCAAGGGCCGUAUCGAAGGUCGUUUCUCGGAAUCAGAACGUGAGACUCCCGUUUGGACGCUCCGAUCUGUAAGGCUACCCGAGAACAACCUUGGGAUGCAUGCCGCAGUAUUUCAGGAGGCUGCAGAACAGCUUGUCGAAGGCCGCCGGGAACCUGCGCCUAUUCGAAUCGUGGUCGAUAACGAGAAAGGCACUAAGGGGCAUCCAGUUGGGCAUUAUGGAGUCGAAGUUGUGACGGAGGUCCGGAGUGGGAGCUUAAAACGCCUGCGCAUGACUACACUGGGUCUGAAUGGCAAGCAGUGCACCGACGAUGUUGCUCUGGAAGAUCUAUUGCCUACUCUUUCCAGACGAUUCAUACAACUGCUCAGCACCCAGUUUAAUACCUCCAACUACCGGCUGGCUCCGGCCAUAGUAUCCUAUUACUCCAAGAUCGCAAGGACUCUGAGCUUCAGCGCGAGAGAGCAAAGGGGGAUGUCCUUCCUGCGCACAUCCCCUGUCAAGAUGCUGUCAAGUUUCCUUAGCGGUAGCACAUCUGACGUUACUUCGACAAGCCCACCUAAACAGCAGCGCGCUGGCCUGCUCAGCCCCCCGCCACUGAUCGCCCGAGCAGGCAGUUCCAGAGAAUCCCUUGUCGACUCCAUAAGAAGCCGCGGCAGCCGGGACACUAUUGGUGUUGCCGGCGAUGAUGACCGGCCUGACAACCCUCUAGUGCGACUCGAGCAGACUUUCACUGGAUAUGUCGCCGUGCUGCAAUCACGCAAAGGUCAUUUCAUCGGCCGGCUACUAAUGGGCCGGUCAACGGCGGAUGAGCUAACCGUCAAUGAUCUGUACAAUCGCUUGAUUGAGAGUCCCUUCGACUUGGAGUCGUCUUCUGAAAUCAGUGCCGAGACCGUCUUUGUGGCCUUUGAGAAGUUUGUGCGUAUUGCAUGGCGAGAACAGAUGGGGCCUGUCAUGUCCACCCAGCACUUGGACCUGCUUCUAGAACGAGCAAGCAGGAAGGUCCCGGGAGAAUUCGGCGAUUUCGUCCGCUAUCUCUUUAACGAGAUGGCGCCACAAAAUAGAAGGGCCUUCACCGCGCUGAUCAAGCUACUUGAGGAUUUGCUCGAAGGUUGUAGCAACGACAGCGAUCGCGGCGCUUUGACUGUCGCCUUCGCAGAGCUCCUGGUCGAUGACGGCAGCGCUCAAAAUUACAUCAAUCUUCUCGACCGUCUUGUCGAAGACUGCGACCGAAUAUUCGAGGAUCCUCUGGCCGCGCUGACCAGCUCCUUUGAGCGCACGUUGGCCUAUGAGUCCUUAAACUCGCCAUAUCACAGCUACAAGUCUGCGGGCUCUCUGACGUCCAACACGUCUUCUCUCCGACGCAAGUUUGGCUUUGACAAUCUCCUCAGACAGAAUAGCAAGAACGAAGGUGAUCGCCCUUCGGUGUGGCGGACCUUGAGCAAGCAUGGGAGACAUCCAGCCACAGGGGACAGCUCGAGUCUGGGCAGGUCUGCAAUCAAUCGAUCGAAGUCGAUUGAUGUCGGCGUGCCUACAAUACCUAACAAGCUCAGGCGGCCAGGUUCACGCGAUAGGCCCCGUGUUGCCGGUGCGUUUGAUGACAUGAACGUUAGGCCACCAAAUACACAUCGUCCAGGAAGUUCACACCGUCUAGAGUCUGGCUUGGAAACGAUUGGCGAACCAGAGACCGAGUUGCUCGAGCCACCGAAGUCUCUCAAGAAGAAGCGAAGAAGCUCACUCUCGGAUCUCAAGAACCUGAUGGAGUACACCACUCCGGAAGCUCCACCAAUGAUGCCCCUGAAUGUCACCAAGAAGACUUCCGAAAAGGUCAACGCCGCGCCGCCUCGCAUUCCAGUGCCAUCGUCUAAGAUACCAAUGAGCCCUACAAAAGCGAAAACAAGCCCACCGAUAAGCCCUGCCAAAGCCAAACCAAGCCCACCGAUGAGCCCUGCCAAAGCAAAACCAAGUCCACCACCCACCAGCAAGAUCCCCGUAACACCCCAAUCUCAAAGUCUGCGUUCCCCACGCCAGAAAGAGAACCCUGCCACGGAGCCAUUCCAAAGCAUGUUCUCAACCCCUCAACCUCCGUCGUCAGGGUCCUCGCUGCGUAGGAAACACGCAAAGACGCUAUCUUCGUCGAACAUCCCAUCUCUCAAACCGUCCCGUCUCCCCAUGGCUGGCGUGUUCAGUCCGACAACCAACGACUUCUCGCGCUCCACCAACAGCGUCGGUAGGUCUUCAACCCAGAGGCUGAAACUGCAGUCUCCGCAGAAGCUCAGGGAGCGCCUGGAGACGGAGAAGAAGGCGAUAGAAGACGUCGACUCCGGGCUGAAGACGGAGCUGUCUCGCAUAUCUGCCGACAUGGCUCGUGUGAACAACACAAUGCCGCGCUCCGCCACGGGCGACCUCCGCAAGCUGUCGGCCUCUAUGAAAGCGCUGGACGAGCGGAUACCGCAGGUGCUGCAGGAGCUGGACGAGCGGCAGAGGGCGAUCAAGGAGGACAUGGAGGCGUCGCUCGUGGCCAGCGAGGCCAAGGUCAAGGCCAUCGACCAGCUGUACAAGGAGGCCACGGCGGAGAACGAGCUGCUGUACGAGAAGUUCAACUCGGAGCUCGUCAAGAUCGUCAAGGCCAUCCGGGGCAAGGGCCGCGAGGACAGGGAGGAGCUCGUGACCAAGCUCAAGGACUCAAGCGAGGAGACGGCCUACGUCAAGAAGGAGAACGCCAGGCUUAGGAGGGAGAUUGUCAGCCUCCGUUCGUUGCUCAAGGGCGGUGGGAGCAGGGAUGACUGA